AUGCGCACGGCCAGGCAUUCCUCGUUGAACGUUUUCAUGGAAGACUCCUUAAUGCCCACAUCAAAUCACGGCCUACUAGGUAUGUCAUACCUCUUAGCGGAGGAACAAGAGACGCGAGUUUCAGCCACCGACCCAGACUGCGGCGUGAACGCCAUGGUGAACUACACCCUCGGAGACGGCUUCGGCAAGCUGAGGGAGUUCAAGAUCCGCUCGGACACGGGGGAGAUAUGCAUAAGUUCAGGCCUCGACUACGAGACUAGGAACGUAUACGAGUUUCCCGUUAUAGCGACGGACAGAGGCGGCCUGGGAACGACGGCCAUGGUGAAAAUCCAAAUCACCGACGUCAACGACAACCGUCCCAUCUUCUACCCCUCGGAAUACAACGUUUCGCUCCGCGAAGGAGGCGCCUCAUCCUCAGCCACCACACCUGUAGUGGUGGUAGCGGCGACAGAUCCGGAUUCGGGUAGAUUCGGCACCGUAACUUACAAAAUAGUAGCAGGAAACGAGGCUGGACUGUUCAGGAUAGACAAAAACACCGGGGAGAUUUUCAUCACCAGGCCAAGUCUUUUAUCCACCAGGAGUCAACCCUACCACCACCUCAACAUUAGCGCUAGUGACGGGGGUAACCUUAAGUCCGUCAGAGACGCAGAAGUAUUCAUCAGCGUGAUCGAUUCUGCUCAGAGACCUCCGAUUUUUGAACAUCCUAAGUAUACUUACGCUGUAAGUGAAAAUGUCAGGAGGGACACCAUGGUUGGGAACGUGAAGGCUGCCGUCAUGGAUAAUAGUGGGAGAAGCAGUAUCCGCUACUCGAUCUACUCGGGCGAUCCAGACGGUUUUUUCAAGAUAGACGCAAUCACCGGGGCCAUUACGACGGCGUCCAACCUGGACCACGAGGCCAGAGCCAGCGUCCUGCUCAACAUCCAAGCUACCAGCGGUGAUCCGCCUGUAUACGGGCAUACCCAGGUCAACAUAGAGAUAGAAGACGUGAACGACAACCCACCGGAGUUCGAGUCCGGCACGGUGCGCAUCUCCGUGCCCGAGAACGUCGAGCUGGGCGUCCCCCUAUACGCGGCGCACGCCAAGGACAAGGACUCGGGCUCGAACGGCGUCGUCCGCUACGCCAUCCUCAACAACGGCGCCGGCGGCCUCUUCAAGAUCGACUCCAAGCUGGGCCACCUGACGCUGACCAGACGCCUAGACUACGAAACGGCCCAGCGACACAGUCUGGUCAUCACGGCUACCGAUAUGGGCAUUCCUCCGCUAUCUGCCAACCUCACAGUGCUCGUCGAAGUACAAGACGUUAACGAUAACCCGCCGGUGUUCGAGAGGAGCCAGUAUUCUUUGAGUGUUCUGGAAUCUUUACCUGUGAACUCGCAAAUCCUACAACUGACCGCCGUCGACGCCGACACCGGCAACAACGCCCGACUGACAUACCGCUUAAUAUCCACGAACUCCUCCGACGAUGCUGACAUCAAAGACAUCUUCGGCAUCUUCCCCAACAGCGGCUGGUUGUACCUUCGAGGGAACCUAGACAGGGAGACCAAGGACCGGUACAAUUUGGUGGUAGCAGCUUCCGACAACGGUACACCUUCAGAAACAACCACCACGAAAGUUUCGGUCGAGGUGUUGGACGCAAACGACAACGAUCCCGCUUUCGUAAAGGAUUCCUACGAGUUCAGCAUUGAAGAGAAUUUGAGAAGGGGCACCGUCGUCGGUAAACUGCAAGCCAAAGACGCGGACAGCGGGGUCAACGCUGCUAUAAGAUAUAGUCUGAUUCCCGGCAAUGGCAGCUUCCAGAUCAACCAGAUUACUGGGGACAUCACCACCAAGGAACCACUAGAUCGAGAAAGGAAAGAAACCCACGAUCUGGUGGCCGAAGCCAGAGACCAAGGCACUCCAUCUCGCAGCUCCAGAGUGGCAGUGAAGAUUACAGUGUUGGACGUGAACGAUAACGCCCCUGAAAUAGUAGACCCCCAAGAAGACGUCGUCAGCGUAAGGGAAGAGCAAUCGCCAGGUACAGAAGUGGUCCGUGUUAGAGCCAUCGACGCCGACAGCGGGUACAACGCUUCUAUAACUUACUCGAUACUGAAGAGUCGCGAUUCCGAUGGUCACGGUGUCUUCGCCAUAGAUGCCACGACUGGGGUGAUCAGGACUCGAAUGGUACUCGACCACGAGGAGAAAACUAUUUACAGACUCGCAGUUGCUGCCACAGACGCGGGGAAUCCUCCAAAGCAAACCGUGAGGAUGUUGCGAGUGGAAGUUUUGGACCUCAACGAUAACAGGCCAACGUUCACCAGUUCGAGUUUAGUGUUUAGGGUUCGGGAGGAUGUCAAGAUUGGUCACGUUGUUGGUUCUGUAGCCAGCGCUGAUAACGACCAAGAAAAUACUAUAGCUGGGAGCAGCAGUGCUCACAUAACUUACACUCUAACUUCCCUUGUCUCUGAUAACAUUAGAGACGCCUUCGAUAUCGACCGCAGUACGGGGUCCCUAGUAGUCGCAAGGGAAUUAGACAGAGAAACUCAAGCUGAGUAUAGAUUAGAAGUGAGAGCACUAGACACCAGCACAAUGAAUAAUCCUCAAAGUAGCGCUAUAACCGUGAGGAUCGACAUAGACGACGCAAACGACAACCCUCCCAAAUGGACUCAAGACCCUGUGAUGAUCCCAAUAGACGAAAACACGGAUAUAGGCACAGCUGUGUAUAAUUUCACAGCCUUUGACGCGGACAGUGGAAGCAACGGUGAUCUGAGGUACCAUUUGGUGAAGCAGUACCCAAACGCGAACACCUUCACUGUGGAUUCCCUCACCGGUACUCUAAUACUAGCUGGGGGUUUAGAUUUUGAGACAACCCAAGAAUAUAACAUCGUCGUUAAAGCAACAGAUCAGUCGCUGAACGUUUCUGAACGGCUCAGCACCUCAGUCACUGCAAGGAUCUUAGUCACAGAUUACAACGAUAAUUCGCCCAGGUUCGUGGUACCUACCACUUCCACAGCGUUGUUAACAGAGUCUGCUACUAUCGGAAUGACAAUAGUACACUUGGUGGCUGUAGACAUAGACAGUGGUGAUAAUGGACGGGUCACUUAUGUAAUUUCAAGUGGUAACGACGCUGGGAUAUUCUCUUUAGGUUACGACACUGGUAUCCUCACUUUAGCGAAGCCUUUACUGUACAACCAGAAGUCUUUUGUCCUUAAUGUCACCGCGAACGAUCACGGCACGCCUACGAGAAAGGCCAGUAUGGAACUGAAGUUGGUCGUCCAAGGAAAUGUAAAUGGCCCGCCAAAAUUUCUAGAAUCUGAAUAUUCAGCCUCUGUUUCUGAAGACGCUUUCAUAGGAUCUGUCGUUACAAAAGUCACCGCAAAAUCGGGACUGGUCGAAGAAAACGACAAUAUAACAUUCAUCAUACCUCCUGGCAUAGCCGACGACACUUUUGAAAUACGCUCUCCAAGCGGGAAGGUACUGACCAAGAAACCAUUGGAUCGAGAAGCAAUAGACACUUACAUAAUCCCCAUCUACGUCAGUGACUUCUCUAUGAGCAUAACGUUAUUUGACGUCAGUAUUUUGGUCAUAAAAGUCUUGGAUGUAAACGACCACGCCCCAAGGUUCCAACAAGGGUCUUGCUACAGACUUUCCUUGCCUGAAAACAGCGAGACCGCAGUCAUACACACCAUGGUGGCUAACGACUUGGACAUUGGUUUCAAUGGAGAAAUUUCCUACAGUAUUACUAACGGCAAUGUCGGGAAUAAGUUCAGCAUCGACAUCAAGACAGGUGACUUAUCCGCGAGACCUUUAGACAGGGAGAAUCACGCGCGGUAUCAUCUAACAAUAACAGCGCAAGACCAAGGUACCCCACCGCUUCAGAGUACCUGCAAUUUGACUAUUUCCGUAGAAGAUCAGAAUGACAACGAUCCAAAGUUUGACUUGUCCAAAUACUCCACUAGUAUUCUUGAGGAUGUGCCAGUGGACACGUCGGUUUUAAAAGUCCAUGCUUCUGAUGAAGACAUCGGAGUGAAUGCGAGGAUUAUUUAUUCCUUAGCCAAUGAAAGCCAGUGGUUAUUUCGCAUUGACAAUAAAACUGGUGUGGUUACCACAGCAGGAUUAUUCGAUAGAGAGCGCCAAACAGAGUACAACUUCCUCGUCGUCGCUACUGAUGGAGGAAAAUAUAAUGCUAGAUCUCAAAAAGUGCCAGUGACUGUGAGAAUUUUGGACGUAAACGACAACAAACCGAUCUUCACUCAGUACCCGUUCAGAGAAAAAGUUGCGGCUUACAUUCAACCUGGUCAGACCAUCUUAAAGGUGUCCGCCAAAGAUGCGGAUGAAGGCACGAAUGCUGAUAUAGUCUAUAGUUUAGCCAACGAUGGCUCUUAUGGAAAAUUUAGGAUAAAUCCAAACACUGGAAUCCUAAUCGCCACACAGUCCCUUGCCAGUAACAUUGGUAAAGUUAUGUACCUCAACAUCCUAGCUACGGACAAAGGCAACCCCCCAAGGAGUUCCACAGGCUUGGUCGAAAUCGUGGUGGGCGAUAUACCUGAAGGCUUUCCCCAAUUGAGGUUUCAAAACAGCACCUACAUCGUCAACAUACCAGAAAAUGCCGAGCAGUUCCAAGAUAUCAUACAAGUAGCCGCCGUGAGGACUGACGGGCGUCGCCAAAGAAUAUUAUACUCCUUCGGCACCGGCAACGAGGAGAACAUUUUCGUUAUCAACUCGGAAAGUGGCAUAAUCCAAGUGAGAGAUCCAAAAAACUUGGACUACGAACUUCACAAAGAGCUGCGGCUGGUGGUCGAAGCGAGGACCGACGGUACGCCCAACUUGCACGGCUACUGCAACGUGGUUAUAAAUCUCACGGAUCAGAACGACAACUCUCCAAAAUUCACUCAACAGCAAUACUCUGUCAGCGUUUGGGAAGGCAACAAGAAAGGAGCUUUCGUGUUGCAAGUUGUGGCGUUCGACGCCGACGAAGGCCCUAACUCCAGAAUCCUCUACCACAUCGUCGAUGGCAACCACGACAACGCGUUCAAGAUAGAGCCUGCCUUCAGCGGUACGCUCAAAACCAACAUAGUACUCGACAGAGAAAUUCGAGAUACGUACAGACUGACCGUUAUAGCGACAGAUGAAGGAGUACCACAGAUGACGGGUACAGCGAGAAUCCGGAUAAAUGUCGUGGACGUAAACGACAAUCAACCUACUUUUCCCCCACACAGUAUCAUAACCGUUAAGGAAGAUACCGCCGUUGGAACCGCUCUGACAACCGUUACUGCUAACGACGUCGAUACCCACCCCACACUAACUUACAGUUUUGCCAAGGAAAACGAUAAGGAGUAUUUGAAAUAUUUCAGUAUUGAUAGGUUCAGCGGGAAGGUUAUUCUGAAAAGGAGCCUCGAUUUCGAGUCUUGGCAGGAAGCUAAGCUGAGGAUCAUCGCGUCUGAUACAGCGCAUAUCGCCCAGACCACGUUAACAAUAAAGGUUACAGACGUCAACGACAACGCUCCCACCUUUCUUCAAACUUCGUACUUAACAAGCCUACCAGACGGACAAUCCCCAACCCUUGCAGAAAUUUUGGUGUUAAACGCAACAGACGCGGAUACUGAUGAUAACGCGAAAAUAAUUUACUCGCUUCUAAAUCCCAUAUCAGGCUUCUCCGUUGGACCUGUAGACGGCAUACUGAAGGCGAACUUAACCAACGUAUCAACCCUUACUGAAGACGUACUGUUGACUGUCAAAGCGAUGGACCAGGGAUCUCCACCGUUGAGUACUUUGGUGCCUGUUAGAGUCAAAGUUGGCAGUGGAUCCGGAUCGGGAGUAGCUUCAAUGAACAAAAAAGAUUACAGGAUAAACAUCGCGGAAAAUACAACUUUGGGCACCACCGUGAUCCAUUUGGCGAAACCGGCGAACCAGAAUCAAGUCACGUUGUUCAAGAUAACGGACGGAAACGAAGAAGGAAUCUUUGAGAUUUCAAAUCCGUCAGGUGCUUUAAUUCUGAUCAAGAACCUGGAUAGGGAGAUUCAAGACAACUACAGCCUAAAAGUGUCUACAGACCCAACCAACUUAGCCGUGACCCAGGUCCUUAUCUUCGUGGACGACUCAAAUGACAAUGCUCCUGUCUUCCAACAAGCAGACUAUGAAAGAACCAUCAGCGAAGGAUUGCCCAUUGGGUCCACCAUUGAGAAGAUCGUCGCGACUGACGCUGAUUUAGUGGGAACAUCUAACGCGGAAAUCGUUUACGACAUCACUUCCGGAAACGACGAAGGAUACUUCCGAAUGGACAUGUACUCUGGAGUUUUAUACGUGAACAGGACGUUGGACUACGACCAAGGAAACACGGAAUAUAACUUCGUUAUAAGAGCGUGCGACAAAGGUUUACCCUCACUGUGCACACUCAAUACCUUUCUAGUCAUUCUACAGGACGAAAACGACAACGAACCGAAAUUCCCCGUGUCGGAAUAUCUGGAGUUUGUGGGAGAAAACGAACCCGUCGGUACGGCUAUAUUCACGGCACACGCCACUGAUCUCGACAAAGGCUCCUUUGGUUCCCUCAACUACUCGAUAGUUAGUUCAAACUAUGCACUAUUAGACAAUUCUUACAAGUUGUUCCACAUAGAUUCCUCCACUGGAGUUGUCAUUACCUCAACGGUCUUCGAUUACGAGCAAAGGAACAGGUACAAUUUCAUCGUGAAAGCUACGGAUGUAGGAGGAAAAUCAUCGACGGUCAAAGUAAGGAUAGAAAUCGAAGGCAAAGACGAGUUUCAUCCACAGUUCACGGAACGAACUUACAAACUGACUCUAGCGACAUCAGCAGCUUUGCCUGUAGGUUACGUCGUCGGUCACGUUGUAGCAACCGACAGAGACAAAGGCCCAGAUGGCAGAGUGGUCUAUCAGUUAACGACCCAGCACUCCUAUUUUAAGAUAAACAGAACAACUGGGGAUAUAGUGAUAAAAAAGAAACUGGACAAUUCCGAGUUGUCCAAUCUUGGACGCGAAGUCAGCUUAGUCGUUACGGCAAGUUCGGGAAGGCAAGGAUCCUUAACGAACAUGACGGUCGUGGAGAUAAUCCUCGACCCCCUGGCCGACCCAGGCACCAACCUAGCCAUCAACAGAGAAGGCAACGCCACCGUGGCAGCCACCAACGGCGGCAUAGCCGAUUGGGCCUUGGGACUGCUCAUAGCGCUCAUCCUGUUGCUGAUCACCUUCGGCGCGGUGUUCGUUUUCCUCCACAUGAGGAACAAGAGAAACAGAAAGGUAAAUAAACCAAAUUUAAGUUCUGAGACUGUGUCUACAUCCAAUAAUUACGUAGAUCCAAGCGCGUUCGACACAAUACCGAUUCGAGGAGGGGUGGGACCGCUACCCGGCGGAAAUAACCAGUUUGCUCCCCCCAAAUACGACGAGAUACCACCGUAUGGCGCGGGACACGCAGCUAGCUCGAAUUCUGGAGCUGCCACUACGUCUGAACUGUCUGGCUCGGAGCAGUCCGGCUCAAGCGGGAGAGGUUCCGCCGAAGACGGUGAAGAUGGAGAGGAUGAAGAAAUACGAAUGAUAAACGAAGGCCCGCUUCAGAGAGACUCGGGCAUUCACAGGCAGAACGACGAGGAAGACAACCUUUCCGACGUUUCCGUGAGGAACACGCAGGAAUACUUAGCUAGACUCGGUAUUGUGAAUAACAGCAGCGGCCACGCGCAGAACGCGUCCCGAUUGUGUACAGACCCCCGAGCUGGAAGCAGCAAAGAAUCCCUUCACCACCACCAAGCGGUGCCUUUGGACAGCCUCCACAUAUUCGAUGAAGAAGUCGGUAACGAGAACGACAUAACGAAUUUGAUUUACGCCAAACUCAACGACGUUGCCGGCAGCGACAGGGCCAGUUCUACAGACGAAGGUGGAGGAGCGAACGCUUCCGCUCUAGGAUCUACAAUGGACCACGUGAUGGCUAUCGGAGGAUACGGAGACGUUCCCGCGGUAACCCACCAACCCUCCAUGAACGGAUCCUUGAGUUCGAUAGUGCACAGCGAGGAAGAACUGGCCGGUAGUUACAACUGGGACUAUCUCCUCGACUGGGGUCCCCAGUACCAACCCUUAGCUCAUGUGUUCUCAGAGAUAGCAAGACUGAAAGACGACACUGCAUCUGUGCACAGUGGCGCCAGCGGUACGUCUAGUGUUAAGAGUAAGAGCUCCGUCGCUCCUACGAAAAAUAUCCCGCCUCCCUUAAUAACGAGCGUCGCACCCCGGUCCAUAGCGAUGCCUCUUUUGAACUCUAGGGGUGUGUCUAGUCAUCACGGCGGGGUGGGACAUAAUCAGAUGAUGAUGUUACCAAGGUCGCCCAUCAACCACGACGCCUCGGGAGCCACGUUCAGCACCUCCGCCGCCAUGUCGCCCAGCUUUUCGCCGUCAUUGUCGCCGCUAGCGACGAAAUCGCCCUCCAUAUCGCCCCUCGUAGUACCGGGGUUGCCAACCGCACACCACGUUAUGCCGCGGCAAUCCACCCAGAACAGGAACAAGUCCGUAGUGGAUACAGAACUCAGAAUAUGAUGUGUUUCAAUUUCGUAUAACUUAAAUUAAUGUGGUUUGGCUGUGCUACGAAUACAGACUGAUUCAUGAACCUUUUAAAUCGAUUACCCGUGUAUAUUCGUGUAAAUAAAUGAAAUGCUCAUUUAGGUAGUUUCUUCUGCCUGCCAUGUUUAGCCAUAGAGACGACUAACAACGUGAAUUUUGUGUUUGUUAAAUAUGUCUUAAAUUAUUAAAUUCCUGUAGAUAUUGUACCUAUUUUUUUAUUCCGAUUUGUAAUUAUUUUAGUUAGGGAUAUGUCUAAAUUAUUCAAAUUGAAUCGUUAACCAAAUUUAUGGAAAUUGUACUUGUUCAGUUGACUGAAUGUGUAUGCGUGAGUGCUUCUUUAUUAGUACUGAAGAUUGUGUCAUAAGAAUAGAUAGUUGUAAAAAAUGUACAAAUAAAUAAAUUUAU
Molecule: messenger RNA, 8940 nt
Organism: Anoplophora glabripennis (Asian longhorned beetle)
Lineage: Eukaryota; Metazoa; Arthropoda; Insecta; Coleoptera; Cerambycidae
Gene: ds
Product: protein dachsous
Exons: 11
Coding region: 1-8511 (2836 amino acids)
Biological process (GO): homophilic cell-cell adhesion
Cellular component (GO): cell-cell junction; plasma membrane
Molecular function (GO): calcium ion binding
Source: RefSeq, a predicted model, not a curated record